AUGUUUAGGGACCGCACGAACCUCUACUUGUCGUUUAGGCAGUCCUACACGCACCACCCGUAUCUGUCGAGCCAGGCAGCUCCGCUGAUUGAGGGAGAUGCGAUCGAGCUCGAUAUGCUGCAGCCCGGCUGGAUGGACGUCACGUCGCAGGUCGAGUCACAGCUGCAGGCCAUCACCAGCCUGAUCGGACAGCUGGCGCCCCUCCACAAGAAGCAUGCGUUACCCGGUUUCGAUGACCGCAGUGCAGAGGAGCGUGAGAUCGAGCAAUUGACGCUACAGAUCACCAAGGGACUGCAUAGAUGCCAGGCACUGGUCAAGAAAUUCGAGAGCCUGAGUCGACAGCUCGACCAAAAUGACCAGGCCCUCGUCAAGAUGUACGAUAAUAUGAAGGUGGCAAUGGCGGCGAAAGUGCAGGACACUUCAUCCAUGUUCCGCAGCAUGCAAUCUUCCUAUCUUAAGGUUCUUCGCAAGGACCCUAAAUUCGCCAGCACCGGCUCUGUAGAGCAAGAUGUACAAUUAUCGCGUCAGGCGCUUGAGCAGACACAGGACCUGCUUCAGGAUGAGCAGGAUGUGGAAAUCCGCCAGCGUGAGCAGGAAAUCAACAAAAUUGCUCAGGGUAUUCUCGAGGUGGCCGACAUCUUCAAGGACCUGCAGACAAUGGUCAUUGACCAAGGCUCGCUGGUUGAUCGUAUCGACUUUAAUGUCGAGACUAUGUAUCAAAGUGUCAAAGACGCAGACAGAGAGCUUGUCAAGGGAGAGCGGUAUCAGAAACGCACGACAAAGUGCAAGAUUAUCCUGCUGCUAUCCCUCAUCAUUAUUGGACUUUUUAUUAUCUUAAUUUUCCGCCCGCGUCGCCACUCCGUGCAGGCCGAGCCUUCCCAGCCCGUUCAGCCAGCACCAGCACAGCCAGCACAGCCAGCACAGCCAGCACAGCCAGCACAGCCAGCACAGCCAGCACAGCCAGCACAGCCAGCACAGCCAGCACAGCCAGCACAGCCAGCACCAGCACAGCCCGCACAGCCCGCACAGCCCGCACAGCCCGCCGAGCCUUAG
Molecule: messenger RNA, 1053 nt
Organism: Wickerhamiella sorbophila
Lineage: Eukaryota; Fungi; Ascomycota; Dipodascomycetes; Dipodascales; Trichomonascaceae
Product: T-SNARE affecting a late Golgi compartment protein 2
Exons: 1
Coding region: 1-1053 (350 amino acids)
Biological process (GO): vesicle-mediated transport; vesicle fusion; intracellular protein transport
Cellular component (GO): membrane; SNARE complex; endomembrane system
Molecular function (GO): SNARE binding; SNAP receptor activity
Source: RefSeq, a predicted model, not a curated record